Messenger RNA from Thermothelomyces thermophilus ATCC 42464, 6983 nucleotides. RefSeq names its product glycosyltransferase family 48 protein. Lineage: Eukaryota; Fungi; Ascomycota; Sordariomycetes; Sordariales; Chaetomiaceae. Gene Ontology annotation, cellular component: plasma membrane; 1,3-beta-D-glucan synthase complex. The transcript is spliced from 4 exons. Gene Ontology annotation, molecular function: 1,3-beta-D-glucan synthase activity. Bases 711 to 6512 code for a protein of 1933 amino acids. Gene Ontology annotation, biological process: fungal-type cell wall polysaccharide biosynthetic process; (1->3)-beta-D-glucan biosynthetic process. The record is from RefSeq and is a predicted model, not a curated record.
CCUUCUCCUUCCCUGUUCCUGCCCCCCUAAUCUUCCCCUUGGCCGGAGUCCUCUUUUUUCCUCUCUCUCGCCUCAACACUCGCUCAAACCUGCCACCUUCUCAUCUCUCGUUUUAAUUCUCCUUCUUUGAAGGUCUUGAUUCCGGUUGUGCAGCGGCACUCGACCACCUCGCCUUCAAUCGCAGCCAGCCAUUCGGUAAUCGAGAAUAUAGCGCCGGCGGCAAACAAGGGCGGCGUGGCCGAGACAUAACCGACAUCGUCAAUCGCUAAUACGAAAAGAGGAGGAAGGAGGUGUUUGCGCAGAAGCAACUGGCACCGGCCUCUUUUUUGCUCCUGGAUUUUGAUUUAGUGUCCUCGUACGGGAGUUUCUACUCGUCGAUCUUCGGCUCCCGCUUGCACGCACUUCGACCCGUCAUUUCCAAGCCAACAAGUUGCACUCUGCGCCCCACCGCGCCGCCAUUCGCUCGCUCAGCCUGCGUGUUGUGCAUCAACAACACUCCUGCUCUUCAGCACUCAACAACUAGUCCCUGGUUCUUCGUCAAAUUUCCACGCUGUGGCGGGCCACAAUCGAGCUUAAUCUUUUUGCACUCGCCGUCGCAAGCUCACGGCACUGCAACACUACAGUCGACAAGUUCUCCGUCGCUUGUCUGCAAACACAUAUCUGGCACGAAACUCGUCUCCAUGAGUUGUUGAUCUGACACUGCGCCCAGCAUGUCGGGAUACCAAUCAGGCCAGGGCCAUGGCCAAGGCCAGGGCCAUCAUGGCUACGAUGAUGGCUACGGUCACCAUGGCAACACGGACUCUUAUUAUCAAGACGACCAGCAUUACUAUGACAACAAUGGCCACAACCGUGGCGGAUACCAGCAGGGCGAUGGCUACUAUGAUGAGUCUGGCUAUUACAACGCCGACCCGAACAACCCGUACCACCAAGAUGGCGGAUACUAUGACAACCACGACCAGUAUAAUGACGACUACUACGGCCACAAUGAUGGUUACUACGAUCAGGGCUACGACCGGGGUGGCUAUGGGAACGGUCACGGCCACCGGAACGGCUCGGAGGAGGAUUCUGAGACGUUUAGCGACUUCACCAUGCGCUCCGACAUGGCCCGGGCUGCCGAGAUGGAUUACUACGGCCGUGGUGAUGAGCGCCACAACAGCUACAAUGAUGGUCCAGGCGGCGCCCGGGGAUACCGCCCUCCCUCGUCGCAAAUUUCAUACGGCGGCAACCGCUCCUCUGGCGCGUCGACUCCGAACUACGGCAUGGACUACGGCAAUGUCCUGCCGGCCGGUCAGCGCUCACGGGAGCCUUACCCUGCCUGGACCUCUGACGCCCAGAUCCCGCUCUCGAAGGAGGAGAUCGAGGACAUUUUCCUUGAUCUGACGGCCAAGUUCGGCUUUCAGCGUGACAGCAUGCGCAACAUGUACGACCACUUGAUGACUCUGCUCGAUUCCCGCGCCUCGCGCAUGACGCCGAACCAGGCCCUUCUCUCCCUCCACGCCGAUUACAUCGGUGGUGAGAACGCGAACUACCGCAAGUGGUACUUUGCCGCUCACCUAGAUCUUGACGAUGCUGUUGGUUUCGCCAACAUCAAAGGCAGGAGUGGGAAGCGUAAGAACAAGAAGAAGAAGGCUACACCCGAGAACGAGGCCGAGGCACUUGAGGACUUGGAAGGCGACGAUUCCCUCGAAGCCGCUGAGUACCGCUGGAAGACGAGAAUGAACCGCAUGUCCCAGCACGACCGCGUCCGCCAGCUUGCUCUCUACCUCCUCUGCUGGGGUGAGGCCAACCAGGUCCGCUUCAUGCCCGAGUGUCUCUGCUUCAUCUUCAAGUGUGCCGAUGAUUACCUUAACUCGCCCGCUUGCCAAAACAUGGUGGAGCCUGUCGAGGAGUUUACGUUCCUCAACAACGUCAUCACGCCUCUCUACCAGUACAUCCGGGAUCAGGGAUACGAGAUUGUCAAUGGCGUCUACGUCCGUCGUGAGAGGGAUCACAACCAGAUCAUUGGUUAUGACGACUGCAACCAGCUCUUCUGGUAUCCCGAAGGUAUUGAGCGCAUUGUGCUCAAAGACAAGAGCAAGCUGGUCGAUGUGCCCCCUGCCGAGCGCUAUCUCAAGCUUAAGGAUGUGGAAUGGAAGAAGGUCUUCUUCAAGACCUACAAGGAGACGCGUUCGUGGUUCCACAUGCUGGUUAAUUUCAACCGCAUCUGGAUCAUCCAUUUGACCAUGUUCUGGUAUUUCACGUCCUUCAACGCGCCGACGCUCAUCACGCCCAACUAUGAGCAAGAGGUCGACAAUCCUCCUCCGCGCGCGGCACAGUGGUCUCUGGUGGGUUUCGGUGGCACGAUCGCCGCGGCCAUUCAGGUCUUCGCGACACUUGCGGAGUGGCUCUAUGUCCCGCGCAAAUGGGCUGGUGCGCAGCAUCUGACAAAGCGCCUGCUGUUCUUGCUCGUGGUCCUCGUCAUCAACGUUGGUCCUGGAGUCUAUGUCUUCAUGCCCGCAGCCAACCUGGAUGCCUACCUUGAGAAGCAAAACAGCAAGCCUGCGCUUAUCCUCGGCAUCUUCCAGUUCUUUUUCGGUCUGGUCACGUUCUUAUUUUUUUCCGUCAUGCCCCUGGGCGGUCUGUUUGGGAGCUACCUCACCAAGAACUCGCGGAGGUACGUUGCUAGUCAGACGUUCACCGCUAGCUACCCGCGACUUAAGGGCAACGACGUGGCUCUUUCCUUCGGCAUGUGGGCUGUCAUCUUCGGUCUCAAGCUGGGAGAGUCUUACGCCUUCCUGACCCUCUCGAUUCGAGACCCUAUUCGCUAUCUCAACAUCAUGAAUGUCGACAGCUGCAUCGGCGAUACGAUCCUGCAGAGGUAUCUAUGCCCGUACCAACCGGAGAUCACCCUGGCUCUCAUGCUCUUUUGCGAUCUGCUCUUCUUCUUCCUCGAUACGUACCUCAUGUACGUUGUCGUCAACACGUGCAUCUCGGUCGCUCGAUCGUUCUACCUCGGUUCGUCAAUCUUGACUCCCUGGAGAAACGUCUUCUCGCGUCUCCCGAAGCGCAUGUACUCGAAGAUCUUGGCCACUACGGACAUGGCGAUCAAGUAUAAACCAAAGGUCCUGAUCUCGCAGAUCUGGAACGCCAUCGUCAUCUCCAUGUAUCGCGAACAUUUGCUGGCCAUCGACCACGUUCAGAAGCUUCUCUACCACCAGGUGCCGUCCGAGCAGGAGGGCAAGCGCACGCUUCGGGCCCCGACGUUUUUCGUCUCCCAGGAGGACCACUCCUUCAAGACGGAGUACUUCCCCAGUCACAGUGAGGCCGAGCGGAGAAUUUCGUUCUUUGCCCAGUCGCUCUCGACGCCCAUUCCGGAACCGCUCCCGGUGGACAACAUGCCUACCUUCACUGUCAUGAUUCCUCACUAUAGCGAGAAGAUCCUUCUGUCACUCAGGGAAAUCAUUCGCGAGGACGAACCUUACUCGCGCGUCACGCUUCUCGAGUAUCUCAAACAGCUCCAUCCUCACGAAUGGGAUUGCUUCGUCAAGGACACCAAGAUCCUAGCGGACGAGACAUCCCAAUUCAACGGCGACGAAGAAGAGAAGGAGAAGGACACGGCGAAGAGCAAGAUCGAUGACCUGCCCUUCUACUGCAUCGGUUUCAAGUCCUCGGCUCCCGAGUACACGCUUCGAACUCGCAUUUGGGCCUCGCUGCGCUUCCAGACACUCUACCGCACCAUCUCCGGUUUCAUGAACUACAGCCGCGCAAUCAAGCUGCUCUACCGCGUCGAGAACCCUGAGGUGGUCCAGAUGUUUGGCGGCAAUUCUGACAAGCUGGAACGCGAGCUGGAGCGGAUGGCCCGUCGCAAGUUCAAGCUGGUGGUUUCGAUGCAGCGGUUUUCCAAGUUCAAGAAGGAGGAGAUGGAGAACGCCGAGUUCUUGCUCCGCGCCUACCCGGAUCUCCAGAUUGCGUAUCUCGAUGAGGAACCGCCCUUGGCCGAAGGCGAGGAACCGCGUCUCUAUUCCGCGCUAAUCGACGGCCAUUCCGAGUUCAUGGAGAACGGUAUGCGCCGGCCCAAGUUCCGCAUCCAGCUCUCGGGCAACCCAAUUCUCGGUGACGGAAAAUCCGACAACCAGAACCACUCGAUCAUCUUCUACCGCGGCGAGUACAUUCAGCUCAUCGACGCCAACCAGGACAACUACCUUGAGGAGUGCCUCAAGAUUCGCAGCGUCCUUGCGGAGUUCGAGGAGAUGCACACGGACGAGGUGUCUCCGUACACUCCUGGAGUAAAGACCAACGCUCCUGCUCCUGUCGCUAUCUUGGGUGCUCGUGAAUAUAUCUUCUCGGAGAACAUUGGUAUCCUGGGUGACGUCGCCGCUGGCAAGGAACAGACAUUCGGUACCCUAUUCGCGAGAACUCUGGCACAGGUUGGUGGCAAGCUCCACUACGGUCACCCUGAUUUCCUCAACGGCAUUUUCAUGACGACUCGUGGCGGUGUCUCCAAAGCACAAAAGGGCCUCCAUCUGAACGAAGAUAUCUACGCCGGCAUGAACGCGCUCCUCCGUGGUGGACGCAUUAAGCACUGCGAAUACUACCAAUGUGGCAAAGGUCGUGAUCUUGGUUUUGGAUCGAUUCUCAACUUCACCACCAAGAUCGGAACCGGUAUGGGUGAGCAGAUGCUGUCUCGAGAGUACUAUUACCUGGGGACGCAGCUUCCCAUCGAUCGCUUCCUUUCCUUCUACUACGCCCAUCCCGGUUUCCACGUCAACAACAUGUUCAUCAUGCUGUCGGUGCAGAUGUUCAUGAUCUGCCUACUCCAGAUCGGUGCGCUUCGGAAGGAGACGAUCCCUUGCGACUACAACCGCGAUGUGCCCAUCACGGAUCCCCUGUAUCCCACGGGCUGCGCGAAUACGGACGCCCUCAUGGAUUGGGUCUACCGCUCCGUUCUGUCCAUCGUCUUCGUCUUCUUCAUCUCGUUCGUUCCUCUGUUCGUCCAAGAAGUGUCGGAGCGGGGUCUCUGGCGUGCCGCGACCCGUUUCGCCAAGCAGUUCUGUUCGCUCUCGCCCUUCUUCGAGGUGUUCGUCUGCCAGAUUUAUGCCAACUCUGUGCAGCAGGAUAUCACCUUCGGAGGCGCCCGGUACAUCGGCACGGGACGUGGUUUCGCCACCGCUCGCAUCCCGUUCGGCGUGCUCUACUCUCGAUUUGCCGGUCCAUCCAUGUACUUCGGCGCUCGCAUGCUGAUGAUGCUUCUGUUCGCCACCGUCACGAUCUGGCAGGCGGCCCUAGUUUACUUCUGGAUUUCUUUGUUGGCCCUGGUUAUCUCGCCGUUCCUCUACAACCCUCACCAGUUUGCCUGGAACGACUUCUUCAUCGACUACCGCGACUAUCUCCGCUGGCUGUCGCGCGGAAACUCUCGCUCGCAUGCGUCGUCUUGGAUCGCCUUCUGCCGUCUUUCCCGGACGAGGAUCACGGGUUACAAGCGCAAGGUCGUGGGCGACCCGUCUGCCAAGUUGUCGGGCGACGUGCCGCGGGCCGCCAUCACCAAUAUCUUCUGGGCCGAGAUCAUUACGCCGCUCUGCCUUGUCAUCGUCACUCUGAUCCCGUACCUGUUCAUCAAUGCACAGACAGGCGUGAAAAAAUCCGAGACGAAGCCGACUGCCGCUCUUCUCCGGGUCGCCAUCGUCGCCUUUGCACCCAUUGCCAUCAACGCGGGCGCCCUCGCCAUCUUUUUCGCCAUGGCUUGCUUCAUGGGUCCUCUGUUGAGCAUGUGCUGCAAGAAGUUCGGCUCUGUGCUCGCCGCCAUUGCACACGCUAUUGCGGUCAUUGUGCUCCUAGUAUUCUUCGAAGUCAUGUUUGUCCUGCAGGGCUUCGAUUUCUCGAGAACACUCCUGGGCAUGAUCACCGUUGUGGCCAUCCAGCGUUUCGUCUUCAAGCUUAUCAUCACUCUAGGCCUUACCAGAGAGUUCAAGACGGACCAGUCCAACAUUGCGUUCUGGACCGGUAAAUGGUACUCGAUGGGUUGGCAUUCGGUGUCGCAGCCAGCUCGUGAGUACCUCUGCAAGAUCACGGAACUGUGCUUGUUUGCCGGCGACUUCAUCCUCGGCCAUAUCGUUCUCUUCCUCAUGGUUCCGAUCAUUCUGAUCCCCCAGAUUGACAAGUUGCACUCGAUGAUGCUCUUCUGGCUUCGUCCAAGCCGACAAAUCCGCCCGCCUAUCUACUCGAUGAAGCAAACCAAACUUCGGAGGAGGCGCGUCAUCCGCUAUUCCAUCCUCUACUUUGUCCUGCUCGUUGUCUUCCUUGCGCUCAUCGUCGGGCCGGCGGUGGCUGGCAAGUAUAUUCCGACAGAGAGUAUGCUGAGCAUGUUGAAGGACCAGAACCUAUUGCAGCCGACGGGCCUGAAUCAUGAUGACACGCGCGGCAAGACGCCUACUGGUACCGGUGCCCCUAACUACUCGGGUGUCGGAACAUCGACAAGGACAACAGCACGCGCUACGGCGACGAGUGGUUCUGACAAGCGGGCUCUAUUCAUCUGAGAACGUCAACAGGCUGGGUAUUCAUUCAUUCAUGGCAUUCGUGGGACAAGGAGAGUUAUAGAAGGGAUGCCAUUCUGUACGGUUGUUUAAUGCUGCGGCCAGUCAGUCAUCAAGACGGGCUACUUGAGGGAGAGAGUCUUCAGUUUUGCACGAACAUCGCGGGGUCUCUCUUCUCUUCUCUUUUUUUUUUUGGGGGGGGGGAGGGGAAACGGACAUGGGACGUGUUCAGGUGCGGUCAGCUUGUAGUAUUGUAUUUGUCGGGUAUCACAUAUGCUCGUUCUUUGCUCUCGUCAUCCCUGUCUCGUUUGUCCACCUAGGUAGUUCAUCGUGGUUGAGGAAUGGUUUGGAACUUGUGAGAACCGGAGCCCACCAACCUCCAUGAGCAUCACUGGGAUGUGGUUGAUGUGAGCCGAAGUCACAGGUCAUCUCAUCUCUGUGUGUCUAUAAUGAUUGUAGCAUUCCUUUUGUUCG